ACACAACAACGUCAACGAUCUCAAUCAACUUCUGAAGAAGGAAGUACUGAUGAAGGCUCUACUACUCGUUGUCUUUGUGGAGAAACUCAUAAUGUUGGAUUAAUGGUACAAUGCGACAAGUGUGAAGUAUGGCAGCAUUGUGAAUGUAUGGGUUUAGCCGAACAAGACAUACCUGAUCAAUAUUAUUGUGAAGAAUGUCGACCUGAAAACCAUGCACGGUCAUAUUCUUCUGAUGGAAAGGCAGCAUUAAUUGCUCAAGAUAAAAAAGCACCAAAGAAACGAAUGACGAUGAAUAGCCAAGAAGCAUCUUUAUCUUUGGAAGAUGUCUUAGCCGUUGUAACCCCUGAUGACAAUACUGAAUCCAAUAAUGCAACUGCUGUAGAAACAAAAUCAUUAAAUAAUAAAUCCAAUGACAAAAAAGGGCGACAAAAUUCUGGUGGAACUACUGGACGAAGAAAUAAUAUUGGUGGUGCUGGUCGAAGGCAAACCAACAAUAAACCAAGAUCAAGGACAUCUACACCACAACCCUGUGACACACCAACUCUUGCAUCAACAUCAGCCAAUAAUACUCAUACUAAUCAACAAUCCCAGCAAUUGGAACAGCAAUCAUAUAGUACAAAUCUGGGAUCAGUUCUUUUGAAUCAUUUUUCUGCUGAAUCCCGUGCAGCUUCACCACCGGCAAAAAUUCGAUACCCUACCUCACGAAUGAGUAUAUCGGAAAUGAAUCGACGCGCAAAACAGAUCUUGGAGUACAUUAGUUCUAUUCAAGUAGAAAUGGCUAAUAAAAACUUCAACAAUAACAACAACAACAGCAACAACAAUAGUAAUAAUAAGAAUAAUAAAAAUGGAAUUGAAAACGAUAUGACUGAUUUAUCAACCGCAACAUCAUCGAUAGCGUUAUCACAAGAGUCAAACACUCAUCCAAUAGCUCCACUGGAAACCAUUAGCAACAAUAAAACUAAUAGAGACAAGGGUAAUGAGGAUGUUAUCGGUGCUGGCACUGAACGAAAAGAAGAAAAACGAUCACGACAACAUCAACAACCAACGGCUAUUGUGAUUCCAGAAGUACGAUAUCAAGAUGGACCUUCGUCUUCUCUCAGUAGUGCAAGUACAAUUCCACUAGAUGAUACUCAACCUGGAUCUCCUCGACUAUUAGAUUUGAACGAAGAUCAAGAGCCUAGUCAAGCAGAAGAAGCUAUCAACAAGAACAAAAAACUACGACAAGAAGAAACAUCUUUGGAAAUCAUGGAUAUGCUUACACGGGAAUUGAUUAAGUUUCAACGUAAAUAUGGAUCUGGUAGUUAUUCUCAUCGAAGAACACAAUCACAAUCAGACGAUCAACAACAACAAUUAUUUCAAGAUGAAGGUCGUGUGACUCGAAGUGGCAAUAAUGGAAAUGGUGUACGACUUGGAUCAUGA
This is a messenger RNA of Halteromyces radiatus, 1419 nucleotides long. RefSeq lists its product as uncharacterized. The record is from RefSeq and is a predicted model, not a curated record. NCBI's taxonomy places the organism in Eukaryota, Fungi, Mucoromycota, Mucoromycetes, Mucorales, Cunninghamellaceae. The annotation marks the transcript as partial. The transcript has 4 exons.